GGGGCUCUCGGGUUCUUGUCUGGCGACCCGUCGCCAUUACAGCACGCUUUGGAUUCUCGAUACAAAUUUCAGGCUAAAUCUUUCAAAUAGCGAGUUUUCCACUUUGUGGAAAACACUUAACGCUCUGUUAAGGCCCACUAGCUUUCCUUAACAAGCGAACUCCGUUAAAUUCGGGGGGUUUGACCCCGCGUGGCGAGCUUUCGUCCUUUCCUUUGACAGCGCAUAACUUGAGACGCCAAAUUCGUGUCUCUAUUUUUUCUUCUGGUUUGUUUUGUAGUCAAGAUGUCGCCGUGAUGGGGUCUCCGCGUUUGACAGAAAUGAAUCAGGGCCUUCGUCGCCUGACCCGCGCUCACUGCAACCCAUUUCCCGUUUUUGUUGUUGAUGCUAGAGAGCUCGGCGGCUCUCUUCACGGAGCUCUGCCUAAACACCGCUCACUGCACGGAGACGAACAUGGAGAAAAACCCCAACAGCAGCACCAAGGUUCCGCCCCGUUCCACUUCUACGGGUCCUACACCGGGCGAAUCUAAACCCAAAACAGAUGGUAAAAAUAAUGGCGGGUCGAAACGUUACAACCGUAAGCGUGAGCCCUCCUUUCCUAAAGCAGAAAGUUUUCCUGGUCCGCGUCGCACCAAUCCACAGAAAAGCAAAAAUUUUGACAAGAGACCCCCUCAGAGAGGUGGAGGACGACAGUAUGGAGCUGCAGGUGGAGGACGACGUGAGGAGGUAGCAGAGACACGCCGGGCCGAGUUUAGCCCGGCUCAGUUUGCUGGACCCAAGAAGAUAAGCUUGAACCACCUGCUAAACUUCACUUUUGAACCCCGUGGGGGUAAUGGUGGCAUCGGAGACGGAGGCCCCUCCUGUUGGGGUCGCCGUAACAAAUGGGGCCACAAGAACAAGCCUUUCAACAAGGAGCUUUUUCUGCAGGCCAAUUGUCAGUUUGUGGUGUCUGAUGACCAGGACUACAAGGCUCACUUCACUGAUCCAGACACUCUGGUCAACUGGGACUGUGUGCAGCAAGUUCGCAUCUAUAGCCAUGAGGUGCCGUCCUGCCCCAUCUGCCUGUACCCUCCUGUGGCAGCUCGCAUCACCCGGUGUGGACACAUCUUCUGCUGGCCGUGCAUGUUGCACUACCUGUCUCUUAGUGACAAGAGCUGGUCCAAGUGUCCCAUCUGCUACGAGGCCGUGCACACUGCAGACCUGAAGAGUGUGGUUGCUAUGGAGACACGGCAGUAUGUGGUUGGAGAUGUCAUCACCAUGCGCCUAAUGAGAAGAGAAAAGGGCGCUCUGGUGGCCAUGCCAAGCUCCCAGUGGGUGAAGGUGGAGGAGCCCGUUCGCUUUGAAGAUGCUUGUUUGAGCCCGUACUCCAAGCUGCUUCUCACCUCACCGGUGCAAGUUUUGAGCCUGGUCACAGAGGAGAAGGCGAUCCUGCAGGCUCAGCUGAGCCAGGAGGAGGAAGCUCAAGGCUGCUUCAUCCAGAAUGCUCUUUGUCUUUUGCAGGAGGAGGAAGAAAAACUCCUGAAGCAGCAAAUGGACACUGUCAAUACCCCUGUCUUUUCCUCUCUGUCUCUGAAUGAACCUCCUCCCCCUGUUGUUGAGGAAGUGGUCACUGUCAUCAGCAGUUCUAAGCCUGUACUGCAGUACUCCUCAGCAUUUGACGAUGAGGUGGAAGAGCUGACAGAAGAGACGCCUGCAGAGGUGCCAAACUUUCCAGAACCCACUCUGGAGAAUGAGCAGGAAGACCCUGCUGAGAGUGGGAUGGGUGCUGCCUGUGAGCCUCAGCUUGAUGUGGUGAUCCCAGCCAAUCAGGAAGAGUCUGUUCGCCCCUCAACCGGUGUGGUGCAUGGACCUUACUACUACUUCUACCAAGCUGAUGACUGCCAGCAGAUGUUUCUGCAUCCUCUGAAUGUUCGCUGUCUUAUACGUGAAUAUGGCAGCUUGGAGGCCUGUCCUGACUCCAUCACUGCCACUGUGGUGGAGAUAGUUGGACACACAGUCACUGAGGAUAUUCGUCGUCGGCAUCGCUAUCUGGCUCAUCUGCCGCUCACAUGUGAAUUCAGCAUUUGUGAGUUAGUUCUUGAGCCACCAGUCGUUUCCAAAGAGACUCUGGAUACAUUUGCAGAUGACUUGGAGAAAAGAAGGCGCAUGAGGCAGAAGAAAGUAAGGGACGAGAAACGCAGGGAGAAAAGAAUUGAAAUUGAGGAGAACAAGAAGCAGGGUAAAUAUCCAGAGGUGCACAUUGGACUGGAGAACCUCCAUCAUUUCCCAGCAUUUGGCUCUCCUCCUCACAACUUUAGUCCUCCCUUUCAGCCUGAUCUAAGUUUUGCCCCUCCAUCCCCCCUCAGCAGCAGCCCCCCCUCUGAUGGGAUGAGACUCCUGACUCCAAGCUUGCCCUCACAGACUGUGGGCAGCCUGGAGGAUGAUUCUCACUGCAUGUCUUUUGCACAGAUGUUAAGAGAUGGGAAAGCCAGAGUUGAUGCUGGACCCAGAAUUACCCCAAAGAAAGAUAAGCUGCUCGCCCCCCCAGCAGUGGACAGUGAUGGUGAGAGUGACGGAUCAGAGCGCGUUCCAGUUCCCAGCUUUCAGAAUUCCUUCUGCCAGGCUUUUGAGAAGGCUCUUCUGGAGUUGGACAACGGAACAGCUUCACCACCUCAAGCCGUGGUCGAACUCGAUGAAAAAGGUGGAAAGAAGAAAAAGAAAAAGCAGAAACUGCUGUUCAGCACUUCCAUGGUUCACACAAAAUAGGCAACACUGAAGUUCAUCCAUUCAUAUUGUUCACAGAGGGUGUUCCUUUGUUCAUUUAUUUCCCCAAUAUUUUUUGUCUGAGAGGGGGGUGUUAAUUCGUAGCUAAGAUUUUUGCUGCUGUAGCAUUGUUUCAUUGGCUUUCUUUUCAGUUUAUGGGUAUUUCAGCCCAUUGGUGUUCUUUUUUGGGUUAUUUUUUUUGGUCUAAGCUAGUGUGUCAUCCUCAUGUCAUGCUGAAGGCCUAUGGGUAACCAGUAGUUUCAAUACAAAGUAAAUAAAAAUACGCUGCCGGCGCUAACAGUUUAUGUGCUUCAAGCUUCAGAAUACUCUGAAUGUUACCAUUUUCACAGACUAACUAACCCCAGCACCACAUCUACAUGAUGUAACCUAAGGAAUAUUUUGCAGAAAUAUUACUUUAAAGGAUUUAAGGGUGCUUUUUACUCGAGUAGCAGUCAGCCAGCUGCACAAUGCACCUUUUAAAUCUCUCUGUGACAUUUAACCUCCACAGUAUCCGUUUGAAACACAACAUUGCAACACAAGCAAACAUGUGUUUUCAUGUUUAAAGAUCAUAGAUAACAACUUGGGUUUGCUCCCCAGUAAGCCAUGUUUGAAGCAAUGCAAAUGUUAAUGCUGCAGUAUUUUGCAACAAAUGCUUUUCUAGAAUAAAAGUAAAGCGAUGUAAUUCAUCAGGAUCCAUGUUCUGCUUGUUUAGAAUAAAAGCUCACUUUAUUUUUCA
Molecule: messenger RNA, 3475 nt
Organism: Oryzias melastigma (Indian medaka)
Lineage: Eukaryota; Metazoa; Chordata; Actinopteri; Beloniformes; Adrianichthyidae
Gene: rnf10
Product: ring finger protein 10
Exons: 17
Coding region: 382-2742 (786 amino acids)
Biological process (GO): positive regulation of myelination; positive regulation of transcription by RNA polymerase II
Molecular function (GO): transcription cis-regulatory region binding; metal ion binding
Source: RefSeq, a predicted model, not a curated record